Messenger RNA from Trachemys scripta elegans, 6852 nucleotides. RefSeq names its product phospholipase C beta 1 (gene PLCB1). The record is from RefSeq and is a predicted model, not a curated record. Gene Ontology annotation, molecular function: phosphatidylinositol-4,5-bisphosphate phospholipase C activity; calmodulin binding; calcium ion binding. Gene Ontology annotation, cellular component: cytoplasm; nuclear speck. Lineage: Eukaryota; Metazoa; Chordata; Testudines; Emydidae. Gene Ontology annotation, biological process: phosphatidylinositol-mediated signaling; memory; lipid catabolic process.
AUGUGCCGCCGCUGCAUGGCUCUGUCCGCCGGCGGCCGCGCCAGCUACUUGCUCGCCGCCCCUGCGCGCCGGUGACUCCCUCGCCCGGCUUCUCCGCGCCGCUGCCGCAGCGGCUGCAGCCCAAGCUCCUGCCCGUCCUUCCUUCCCCCCGGGGCUGCCCUCCUGCGGGCAGCCUCCAUGCGCUGCCCAUGGCCGGGGCACAGCCAGGCGUCCACGCGCUGCAGCUCAAACCCGUCUGCGUCUCCGACCUCCUGAAGAAGGGCACCAAAUUUGUCAAGUGGGACGAUGAUUCAACUGUUGUGACUCCAAUUCUUCUUAGAACAGAUCCACAUGGAUUUUUCUUUUACUGGACAGAUCAGAAUAAGGAGACAGAGCUGCUAGAUCUCAGUUUUGUCAGAGAUGCCAGAUGUGGGAAACAUGCCAGAGCUCCCAAGGAUCCAAAAUUGCGUGAACUGUUGGAUGCUGGGAACCUAGGAGGUCGGCUGGAGAAUCGAAUGAUAACUGUUGUCUAUGGUCCAGACCUGGUCAAUAUAUCAUAUUUGAACGUAGUGGCAUUUCAAGACGAAAUAGCAAAGGAAUGGACGGACGAAGUUUUCAGUUUGGCAACAAACCUGCUGGCACACAACAUGUCAAGGGAUGCAUUUCUGGAAAAAGCUUACACAAAAUUGAAGCUGCAAGUCACUCAAGAAGGACGUAUUCCUCUGAAGAGCAUAUACCGCUUGUUUUCCGCUGACAGAAAGCGAGUAGAGACUGCAUUAGAAGCUUGUAGCCUUCCAUCUGCCAGGAACGAUUCAAUCCCUCAAGAGGACUUCACCCCAGAAGCAUACAGAGUAUUCUUAAACAAUCUCUGCCCUCGGCCUGAAAUUGACCACAUCUUUUCUGAGUUCGGUGCCAAGAGCAGACCAUACCUUACUGUUGAUCAGAUGAUGGAGUUUAUAAAUUAUAAGCAACGUGAUCCACGGUUAAAUGAAAUCCUUUAUCCGCCGAUGAAACAGGAGCAAGUUCAACAACUGAUUGAGAAAUAUGAACCCAAUAAUACUCUAGCAAAGAAAGGACAGAUAUCAGUGGAUGGAUUUAUGCGAUACCUGAGUGGAGAGGAGAAUGGCGUUGUUCCACCUGAGAAACUGGAUUUGAAUGAAGAUAUGUCUCAGCCAUUGUCUCACUAUUUGAUCAAUUCUUCACACAACACCUACCUCACAGCUGGACAGCUGGCUGGUAACUCCUCAGUAGAGAUGUAUCGCCAAGUGCUCUUGUCAGGCUGCCGCUGUGUGGAGCUGGACUGCUGGAAAGGACGAACAGCAGAAGAAGAGCCCGUCAUUACACAUGGAUUCACCAUGACAACGGAAAUAUCCUUCAAGGAAGUAAUAGAAGCUAUUGCUGAGUGUGCAUUUAAGACAUCGCCUUUUCCGAUCCUCCUUUCCUUUGAAAACCAUGUGGAUUCCCCUAAGCAGCAAGCCAAAAUGGCAGAAUAUUGCCGAUUAAUUUUUGGGGAUGCACUGCUGAUGGAUCCACUGGAAAAAUACCCACUUGAAAGUGGCGUUCCCCUUCCAAGCCCUAUGGACUUGAUGUACAAAAUUCUGGUGAAGAAUAAAAAGAAAUCACAAAAGUCUGCCGACGGAAGUUCAAAAAAGAAGCUCUCUGAGCAGGCGUCCAACACGUGCAGUGAUACGUCCAGUGGGUUUGAACCCUCAUCUCCUGGAGCAGGAGAAGCAGAGAUCGAGAGUGACGACGACGAUGACUAUGAUGAUGACUGCAAAAAAUCGUCAACGGAUGAAGGCACUGCUGGCAGAGAAGCCAUGGCCACUGAAGAAAUGUCUAACCUGGUGAACUACAUACAGCCAGUGAAGUUUGAGUCAUUUGAGAUAUCAAAAAAACGCAACAGGAGUUUUGAAAUGUCUUCCUUUGUGGAAACCAAAGGGCUUGAGCAACUCACGAAGUCUCCAGUGGAAUUCGUGGAAUAUAACAAAAGGCAGCUUAGCAGGAUUUAUCCAAAGGGAACACGUGUAGAUUCCUCAAACUACAUGCCACAAGUCUUCUGGAAUGCUGGCUGUCAACUGGUUGCUCUUAACUUCCAAACUGUAGAUUUGUCUAUGCAAAUAAACAUGGGGAUGUAUGAAUACAAUGGCAAAAGUGGUUACAGGCUAAAGCCAGAGUUUAUGAGAAGACCAGACAAACAUUUUGACCCAUUUACUGAAAGUAUUGUGGAUGGAAUAGUAGCCAACACCUUGUCUGUGAAGAUAAUUUCAGGCCAGUUUCUUUCGGAUAAAAAAGUUGGUAUUUAUGUAGAAGUAGACAUGUUUGGCCUGCCUGUGGAUACAAGACGAAAAGCUUUAAAGACAAAGACCUCUCAAGGCAAUGCUGUUAAUCCUGUAUGGGAAGAAGAACCCAUAGUAUUUAAGAAGGUGGUUCUGCCUUCUCUGGCAUGUUUGAGGAUAGCCGUAUACGAAGAAGGAGGAAAGUUUAUUGGACAUCGGAUAUUGCCUGUCUCAGCAAUUCGACCAGGCUAUCACUACAUCUGUCUGAGGAAUGAGCGGAACCAACCUUUGAUGCUGCCAGCAGUCUUUGUGUACAUAGACGUUAAAGAUUAUGUACCCGAUACUUAUGCAGAUGUGAUUGAAGCAUUAUCCAAUCCAAUUAGAUACGUAAACUUGAUGGAACAAAGAGCUAAACAGCUGGCAGCACUCACACUGGAGGAUGAAGAAGAGGUAAAGAAAGAGGUUCUGUGAAAGCACCUGCAAAAACAGAAGAUCUUAUUCAGAGUGUCCUAACAGAAGUGGAAGCACAGACUAUUGAGGAGCUAAAACAACAGAAGUCAUUUGUUAAACUUCAGAAGAAGCACUACAAAGAAAUGAAGGACCUUGUAAAGAAACACCACAAGAAAACCACUGAUCUGAUCAAAGAGCACACUGCAAAAUACAACGAAAUCCAGAACGACUACCUGCGUCGUAGGGCAGUCUUAGAAAAAAACACAAAAAGGGAAAGUAGGAAAAGAUGUGAAACUGGCAGCCCGGAUCACAGUUCAACUAUUGAACAAGAACUGGCUGCCCUUGACUCAGAAAUGACCCAGAAGUUAAUAGAACUGAAGGAAAAGCAACAACAGCAGCUGCUCAAUCUCCGACAAGAACAGUAUUAUAGUGAAAAGUAUCAGAAGCGAGAACAUAUUAAGCUGCUCAUUCAGAAGCUGACAGAUGUGGCAGAGGAAUGUCAGAGCAGCCAGUUAAAGAAACUGAAAGAGACUUGUGAAAAAGAAAAGAAGGAGUUAAAGAAGAAAAUGGACAAGAAGAGACAGGAGAAGAUCACGGAAGCUAAAUCCAAGGAUAAAAAUCAAGUGGACGAGGAGAAGACGGAAAUGAUUCGAUCGUAUAUCCAGGAAGUGGUGCAGUACAUAAAGAGGCUAGAAGAUGCUCAGAGUAAAAGACAGGAGAAACUUGUAGAAAAACACAAGGAGAUUCGUCAGCAAAUACUGGAUGAAAAGCCCAAGUUACAAGGUGAACUUGAUCAGGAAUAUCAAGACAAAUUCAAAAGGCUCCCUCUGGAAAUUCUGGAGUUUGUACAGGAUGCCAUGAAAGGGAAAAUCAGUGAAGAUGGAGACCACAGUUCUGCCACUUCCUCCCUGACAUCUGAAAGUGGAAAACUGAACCAUAAACCUCUGCAAAAUGAAGAGGAAACAGAAGAAAAUAAUCCAGAUAAAGUGUUUGAUACUCCUUUUUAACUACCCAUGCCAGCCCACAAGCAACAGUUAUUGUGCCAGGGCAUGCCACUCCCAUGGUGCCCAUUCUCUGUUUUCCUGUUGUGAGCGGCCAUAGAACAGCUUCUGAAUGCAGGAGGCAUCUGUAUUGAAGUGCACAUUUUAAAAAGAAACAUUUUAUAAAGAUAUUGUGCAAAGGUCUUCAUUCUCAUUCUUCGUUUUUUUUAUUAUACUAAAGCUUAGUGCAGUGAACGUAGGGAAUUUAUGUGUUAAUACUCCCCCACCCCAAUAUAUAAUGUGUAAUUUUCAGGCCAUAUGCACUUUUAAGAUAGUUUAAUGAAGACCAGAGUAUUGUACACAGACAAAUGUGCACCGAUUUCCUUUUAAAGUGCCAGUGCAAAGCAUCCCAAACCAAUACUGAUCUUACGGAAUUGUAUGACAAUACUUAAUCAUUUUUGUUUUCUACUUUCUAACUGCACCUUGACAGCUGUGUCAUCAUGUUACAUUUGCACUGAAACAUUUGAUCCUUUUUAGCUUUGCAAGCACUGGUGGCUUGCUGUCUUGAUAUUAUGUUUAUCAUGUGGAGAGAAAUAUAUUUGCUGCUGAAAAAGAAUCUUCGUUGGAACUGUGGUGAUUAGAGUAAGUUUAAAACCAAGAGUUGGACUUAGUCUGUGUAGAGAAAGAGUGUGUGUGUAUGUUGUGCAUUUGUGUGAGUGCAUACAUGUUUGAGCAUAUACAUAUAUAUGCACACACACACACAUCCAUCCAUAUACACACAGAGCAUGUAUGUAUUUGCAGUCGGUCUGCUCUCGUGGCAAAAUGAAAAGUUUCAGGGAUACGUGAAUAGAAAACCUUUAUAGGUUGUAACCUCUGGGUUAUAGUGAUAUUAAACAAACAUUAAAUCAUAAGAUUCUUUUUGUGUUGUUGGUGUUGUAAAUUGAAGUACAUUUAGCAAAUAAAUUUGAUAUAUAUUUUGCAGACUUGAAAGUAUUGAUUUUAAGUAUCAUAUUUUAAGCUUACUGAAUUUGAUAAGGUUAUAAAAAAAUUUUAAAACUACAGGAUUUGAACAUUUAGGAACAUCAUCCAUCAUUUUUAAUUCUGCAGUUCAGUUUUACUAAUAUCUGAAGUUUAAAAGCAGAUUUAAAAACCCCACCCCUGUUAUUUCAAGUAUCUAUUAAUCCAUAUAUGCAUACUUUAACAGAAGAACAAUCCAAGUUUAUGUACUGUAUGAUAUGCAUGAGAGAAAUAAACUGCAUAUUUUCAGAAAUCUAUGUAAAAAUAAUUAGUAAGACUUUCUGAAAAUCGGGAUAUUUGAAAAGGGAAAGAAAAAUAUUAUUCUUUGGCAUCCCUAUGAAAGAGGAUAUGGGUAUGAUCAUAUAUAUGGCCUGAUUCUCAUUUACCCUAAGGCCACUUUAUACUGCUCCCGUCAUGUAAAGCAGUUUUAAAGUGAGAAUAAAUAUAAUUUACUUGUACUUUAAGGCCCCUUUAUAGUACCAGAGCCGUGGGGCCCUUAGUGUAACUAAGAAACAAGCUCAUAUUUAGGCCACAGUCCUGCAAGCACUCACAUGAGUAACUUUAUACACAUGAAUAAUCCUAUUGGAUUCAAUGAAACUACUCUGUGGAUAAUAAUGCUCGCAUACAUGUUUGCAGGAUUUGGGCCUUAAUUUGUAUUUUUAAAUAAAUAAAUUUAAAUGGUCUAAUAGUAGCAUAGCAAAGCAUUUUAAUAAAGAAUAGCAAUUAAGUUACUUUACUUGCUUUCCCUCAGGAUUUUAGUAUUUUAAGUAACUUAUUUUAUUUAAAUUUAAGCAAUAAAUACCGAUCAAGCUUAAGUUUUGAGUUAAAUACUAUAUGUGUAUAUAUAUUAUAAGUUCAAAUCUUAGAAAACAAACAGUAUUUUGAUGUUUCUUUUUUAAACUUAGAGCAGGCAAAAAGAAAAAUUGCACAUUCUUUGGAGAUCAUAUUUUGGAUUAAACUAUUCUGGUUGAUGAUUACACUAAUUUAAUGACCAUCGAACUCAACAGUCUGACUUUCAGCUUGAUUUUAGAAAAAUCAUUCUACUUUUGCACUUUGAAGAUUGGCAUUAAUCAUUCGAUAAAAACCUAGAAUGGUAAAUUUAAUGCUGCAUUUUAUAAACUAAAAAUUACAUAGGUUGUUGAAAUUAUAGAAAGGAUAUACGAAUAGCAGUGUUCACAACAAUACUGAAGACUAUUGCAUUAUAGUAACCAUUGCCUUAGGGUAAAAAUCAUGACUCCGCUGAAGUUUAUGGUAAAACUUCCAGGGACUUCAGGGUAGCCAGGGAUUCACCAUUAGUCUUCAAAUAGACUUGGGCAAAUACAAAUUAGCCUUUUAUUUAUAUUUUAAAAAGUUUAUGGUUGGACUAAGUAUACUAUCAGUUGUAGUCAUUUUACAGUAUGUUUGUAUUUGACCAUUUACUGUACUCACAUUUUUUAUAUCUGUACAGUGCUACUUUUUGCAGUUGUAGGGUAGUGUGUAAUACUGUACACCUUGCAUUGUUCAGAUUAUUACAGUGAUACAGAUAUCAUUUAAUAUUCAUAUUACUUGAACUAAAUAAGAUAACGAAAAAAGGGUUAUGAUGUGCAAGUCUUGUGCCUUUUAUGUAUUUGCCUUGUUAUGUGUUGAAUGUGUGGAAAUGCUGUACUGUGGACCUUUCUGUUGUAUAGAAUAGAACUCUCUAUAUUAAACUAGAUUGUGCACUUCAGAUAUCUUUACACUACUGAGAAUAGAUUGGUUUGGGCAGUAUAAGCAGAAUUUUAAAAGUUCUAAUGAAAUGCCGGACAUUUUGGAUUUAACAUGUUCAUAAUUAUGUUAAUUAAUGCUCAUGUAUUAAUUAUUAUUAUGUAUUCAUUAAAAGAUAACUAAAGGGACAUUGCUUGCCUUUCUUUCAAAUCAAUGUUGCUCUUGUACAUUGUAUUAAUAGUGUCUGUGAUUGAUUGGACUUUGGUGAUUUGCUUUCAAAAAAAUAAGAGAAAUAUUUCGGUUAACAUGUACAUAUUUUCAUUUCUCAAUCUGAUUGUUUCAGAUGCAUAAUUCACAUUUUUGUAAGAAUUCUAUGCAAUUUUGUGGCAUGAUGUUUCUUCCAUUUGUAAUUUUAUGUGCUUUCAUCACGGAUCCAAAGGACAAAUAAAAAUUUUCUUAACACAAAA